This is a messenger RNA of Erythranthe guttata (spotted monkey flower), 2188 nucleotides long. The record is from RefSeq and is a predicted model, not a curated record. NCBI's taxonomy places the organism in Eukaryota, Viridiplantae, Streptophyta, Magnoliopsida, Lamiales, Phrymaceae.
ACUCAACACUCCAUAAAGGAGGGUAAAUUAGUCAUUUAGGCACUCUCUCACCGGCCUUGACCAAACAUUGACCAUUGAACACAUGUUCCCCACUUCUCCGGGAAAUGUGUGCAUUUCCCAUUUUCCCAUUUUAGCCCUACGGAGCAUUGACCUCUGAUUUUUCUACUUCUUUUCUUUCCCCAUUCUCUCGCCGCCGCCGUUGUUCUGCUCCAAUGGAGAGAAUUACGCGCUUCCCAAUUUUCUGAUUAAAUUUUCCGGCGAAGAUUAAAGAGUGAAGAAAACCGUCGAAGGAGCUAGCCCUACAAUCUUCACAGAUCGGAAAAGGGCCGAAACCGCAGAGGAAAAAAAAAGGGGGUUUCGGGGAGGUGUGGGACCCCCUUUUCUCCGAUCGUGAAGUUUGUCCGGCGGUUACGCCACACGCGCUGUGUGAAUUUACAAGCACGAGAUUUUGUGCUGGUGGUUUUUUUGUAAUUAGGGAGGUCGGAAUGAGGUCGAAGAUAAUUCAUUUAGUGUUGGGGUUAAUCCUGGUGGUUCUUCUAUCUGUUUGUACAAUAAAGGCAUUGGCGUCGGAUGAUGGUUAUAAGCAGUGUGAAAAUACUGUCAAGAAAUGGGCAUCCUCUUCUGUUGAUCACAAAGUUCAAGAAGACAAACAUUCCUUACGCGAUUUGCUCUUUUUCCUUCAUGUACCUCGAACAGGAGGAAGAACAUAUUUCCACUGUUUCUUGAAAAAGUUGUACUCGAACUCCCAAGAAUGCCCACGGUCCUAUGAUAAGUUAAGAUUUGAUCCAAGAAAAGCAAACUGCCGUUUGUUAAGUACCCACGAUGACUACAGCAUGAUGUCGAAACUUCCCAAGGAGAAAACUUCAGUGGUGACAAUACUUAGGAACCCAAUCGACCGUGUUUUUAGCACUUACGAGUUCUCUGUGGAGGUGGCUGCUAGAUUCUUGAUUCAUCCCAACUUAUCAUCUGUUGCAAAAAUGGCUCAACGUGCACGUCGUAAGACUUCCGCAGUGAGCACACUAGAUAUAUGGCCAUGGAAGUAUUUGGUUCCUUGGAUGAGAGAAGAUCUAUUUGCUCGAAGGGACGCUAGAAAACUUAGAGGGCAAUCUCAUUUAGUGACAAACGACUCGUACGACAUGGAAGACGUAUUGAUGCCUCUACAUGAGUACAUUAACGACCCGAUUGCUCGAGACAUUGUCCAUAACGGUGCCACCUUCCAGAUUGUAGGUCUCACAAACAACUCGUAUUUCGGGGAAGCACACGAAGUCCGUCAUUGUGUACUUAAGUACCAUUCUCUCGGUGACCUUGUUCUUGAAGUUGCAAAGAGAAAGUUAGACAAUAUGCUCUACGUUGGACUGACUGAAAACCAUAAAGAAUCGGCCACCAUGUUUGCGAAUAUCGUUGGUUCACAGGUGAUAUCUCAGCACACAAUAUCAAGCUCCGGUUCAGAUGUUGCAGAAAAGAGGUCCUUGCUUUCUAGUACAAAUUCUGAUCUGACCGGUCAAAGCAACAGCACUCAUGAAACCCUAAAAAAUGUUUCAUCAACUGGCGAGGAUGAAGUAAGACGUGAAAAUUUGACUGUCGGGAAACUAAUGGAAGCGUACGAGUCAUGUAUUGCAAACUUAAGAAACUCCCAAGCAGAGAGGCGUGUAAAUUCUCUCAAGCGAAUUUCUCCAGCAAACUUCACAAAAGAGGCCCGUCGGCAGGUUUCGAAGAUUCUUAUCGAGGAGAUAGAAUCACUCAACAGCCUAGAUAUGAAGCUCUAUACAUACGCUCAACAUAUCUUCACAAAGCAACAGACACACGUGUUGCACAACAUGGUUUCUGCUCAGGAAAUUCAGACAAACACACAAUCGACAAGCGCGUAUCCGAUUUUCAACAACCCCCCUUCUUGGAAACUGUCUAUAUCCGUCACCGCUCUCUUGUUAGUUCUCUUCAUUUUUCUGUUUGUAAAUUCAAGAAGAAGAACAUCAAAAGUUAAGUUGUAAAUCUCAGUUGCAUUAUAGUAGAAGAAAAGAAAAGGUGCAGUAUUGACAAAAUAACUAAGUUUUUAGUCACUCCAGUAGUCCUGUUUUACUAUUCUACCCUUGUUUUACAGGGAUAUUAACAAGCCUGUCUCGCUAUUCCCAACGCCCCAUCCCCUCAUUUUUUUUUUCUCUUUUAGAAUAUGAGGAUGAAUAUUGUUUUU